CAGUCAGCCCAGAGGCGGCUCAUUGAAAGCAGACCCUCCUCGGCGCUGGCUGGGCGGAGGCGCAGCUGUCCGCAGACCCGCCACGGGCCGGGCAGAGCCGGGCGCCCCCUGCCCGGCUGCCCGCUCCUCCCCGCCGCUCCCCGCGAGCCCGGCCCGGCGCGCCUGACGUGGACCAUUAAACUUGGAGCUGCCGCCUCGUCCCCUCUCUCCUCCUCCUCCCUCUGACAGGCGAACGAGCGGCUUGGUGCAGGCAGGAGACGUGCUGCCGGGCUGGCCUGCCCGGGGGAGAUGACUUCUCGUCAGGAGGGCGCCUCUGGGAAGAAGACCACGGGGGAAGCAAAGUUUCAGGGCAGCUGAGGAGCCUUCGCCGCAGCCCUUCCGAGCCCUGUCACCCCCCCUGGCUAUGGAGGGCGGACUCUAAAAUGAAUCCCGAUCUGGACACCGGCCACAACACAUCAGCACCUGCCCAUUGGGGAGAGUUGAAAAAUGCCAACUUCACUGGCCCCAACCAGACCUCGAGCAACUCCACACUGCCCCAGCUGGACAUCACCAGGGCCAUCUCCGUGGGCCUGGUGCUGGGUGCCUUCAUCCUCUUUGCCAUCGUGGGCAACAUCCUGGUCAUCUUGUCUGUGGCCUGCAACCGUCACCUGCGGACGCCCACCAACUACUUCAUCGUCAACCUGGCCAUUGCCGACCUGCUGCUAAGCUUCACUGUGCUGCCCUUCUCAGCGGCCCUGGAGGUGCUGGGCUACUGGGUGCUGGGCCGAAUCUUCUGUGACAUCUGGGCGGCAGUGGACGUCCUGUGCUGUACAGCCUCCAUCCUGAGCCUAUGCGCCAUCUCCAUCGACCGCUACAUUGGGGUGCGCUACUCUCUGCAAUACCCCACUCUGGUCACCAGAAGGAAGGCCAUCUUGGCGCUCCUCAGCGUCUGGGUCUUGUCUACGGUCAUCUCCAUUGGGCCUCUUCUUGGGUGGAAGGAGCCGGCACCGAACGAUGACAAGGAGUGUGGGGUCACUGAAGAACCCUUCUAUGCCCUCUUCUCCUCCCUGGGCUCCUUCUACAUCCCUCUGGCGGUCAUUCUGGUCAUGUACUGCCGUGUCUACAUCGUGGCCAAGAGGACCACCAAGAACCUGGAGGCUGGCGUCAUGAAGGAGAUGUCCAACUCUAAGGAGCUGACCUUGAGGAUCCACUCCAAGAACUUUCAUGAGGACACCCUCAGCAGUACGAAGGCCAAAGGCCACAACCCUAGGAGUUCCAUAGCUGUCAAACUUUUUAAGUUUUCCCGGGAAAAGAAGGCGGCCAAGACCUUGGGCAUUGUGGUCGGGAUGUUCAUCUUGUGCUGGCUACCCUUCUUCAUCGCUCUCCCACUUGGCUCCCUGUUCUCCACCCUGAAGCCCCCCGACAACGUGUUCAAGGUGGUGUUCUGGCUGGGCUAUUUCAACAGCUGCCUCAACCCCAUCAUCUACCCGUGCUCCAGCAAGGAGUUUAAGCGCGCCUUUGUGCGCAUCCUCGGGUGCCAGUGCCGCGGCCGCCGUCGCCGCCGCCGCCGCCGCCGCCUGGGCGGCUGCGCCUACACCUACCGCCCGUGGACGCGCGGCGGCUCGCUGGAGCGCUCGCAGUCGCGCAAGGACUCGCUGGACGACAGCGGCAGCUGCCUGAGCGGCAGCCAGCGGACCCUGCCCUCGGCCUCGCCGAGCCCCGGCUACCUGGGCCGCGGCGCACCGCCGCCCGUUGAGCUGUGCGCCUUCCCAGAGUGGAAGGCACCCGGCGCCCUCCUGAGCCUGCCCGCGCCCGAGCCCCCCGGCCGCCGCGGCCGCCAAGACUCGGGCCCGCUCUUCACCUUCAAGCUCCUGACGGAGCCCGAGAGUCCCGGGACCGACGGAGACACCAGCCACGGGGGCUGCGAGGCCGCGGCCGAUGUGGCCAACGGGCAGCCGGGCUUCAAAAGCAACAUGCCCCUGGCGCCCGGGCAGUUUUAGGGCCCCGCGCACCGCUUUCCAUCCCUGGGGAGGCGGUCAUUUGGGGGGAGGGCGGGGCGGAGGGGGGGAGGGCAGUGUUGGCGCCCGGUAGACGCGGGCCCCACGGGGAAACGGGGGGAGGGGGGCGGGGAGAGGGGCAGCUGCUUUUCUGGCAGGGGCAUGGGUGCCAGGUACAGCGUGGUGAGCUGGGCCGAGCAUGCUGAGAGCCUGGGGGACCCGACGCCGGCCGGGAUUUCCGUCUCUCUCUCUCUCUCUCUGUGUAUAUAUCUAAACGAGUCCCUCUGUACAUGUAUUUAACCGUGGGUACACGUGCGUGUGUCUGUGCGGUGUACGUGUGGUGUGAGUGUGUGCGUGUGUGGGGGCCGCCUGCGCGGGGGCAAGAGCGAGUGUGCGCCCAGGAGGCAGCGGGGGCGUUUUUUUGUCUUGUGACUUCGUACCUCUCAAGCCCCUCCUUGUACUUCCUGAACGGUGGCACUUUGGCGGGGUUGGAAACAAAGUCGGACAUUAAAGGUUGUUUCUCCUGUUC
This is a messenger RNA of Phacochoerus africanus (Common warthog), 2505 nucleotides long. It is a transcript of the gene ADRA1B, whose product is annotated as adrenoceptor alpha 1B. Gene Ontology annotation, biological process: phospholipase C-activating G protein-coupled receptor signaling pathway; adenylate cyclase-activating adrenergic receptor signaling pathway; cell-cell signaling. The record is from RefSeq and is a predicted model, not a curated record. The coding region runs from base 423 to 1979 and encodes 518 amino acids. Lineage: Eukaryota; Metazoa; Chordata; Mammalia; Artiodactyla; Suidae. Gene Ontology annotation, cellular component: membrane. The transcript has 2 exons. Gene Ontology annotation, molecular function: alpha1-adrenergic receptor activity.